Molecule: messenger RNA, 1643 nt
Organism: Aspergillus campestris IBT 28561
Lineage: Eukaryota; Fungi; Ascomycota; Eurotiomycetes; Eurotiales; Aspergillaceae
Product: pepsin-like aspartic protease
Exons: 3
Coding region: 223-1503 (426 amino acids)
Biological process (GO): proteolysis
Molecular function (GO): aspartic-type endopeptidase activity
Source: RefSeq, a predicted model, not a curated record
GACAGCACGACCUUUCACCGGCACAUUCAUCCUUUCUUCCUCUAUACGUCUAUAAAUAUAGAGAUAUAUAAAGGACCCAAUUCAGGACUUGGUCUUGUUCCUCCUCUUUCAAGCUUUCUUCCUGGCUUGGUCUCCAUCCACUAUUUCUACUCCUAUUUCCUGACUCUUUCCCCACGCGUGAUCGAUCCUACAUCUUCUUUUCGAAUCGGGCCAAGGAACAGAAUGCUAGUCCAGACUCUAUUGUUGAUUGCCUGUCUAGGGUACAGAGCGUUUUCGAUCCCCACUCCUUCCCCGGACACCCAUCAACGUCGGUCCUUCAAGGUGGAAAGCAUUCGGCGCGAUAAUGAUAUCCAAGGCCUUGUCGCCCUACGUCAGGCCUAUCGGAAGUAUGGAAUCAACCCGAUAGACCUUGGAGUCGAGCUUCCUGAUUUCGAACCGGUUGCCUUGAUGAACGCCGUUGCCAAAAAGAACGUCUCCGAGCCCGAGGCAGCCGGCGCCGUCAGUGCCGCCUCGGUUCAGGAAGACGCCGCAUUUGUCUCGCCUGUGACCGUCGGCGGUCAGAAGAUCAUGAUGAGCUUUGACACGGGCUCCGCUGACUUGCACAUUCGCAGCUGGGUGAUGAACCCCAAUGUGGCGGGCAUCGACCUGGCCGGCCGCGAAGUGUUUAACGUCUCCAAUUCAACCACGUUCCAGAAAAUGAACGACGCGACCUUCAGGAUUAGCUACGGUGAUCGAUCUUAUGCAUGGGGCUACGUCGGCACCGAUACCGUCAACAUCGGCGGCGCCGUCGUCUCGGGCCAGGCCAUUGGGAUCCCCACGACCGUGUCCAACUUCUUUCUCGAAGACACCCACUACAACGGACUGGCGGGGUUUGCCUUCUCGACAGUCAGCACCAUGCGGCCUCGCCAACAGAAGAACUUUCUGGAGAAUCUCGCCAAGGACCUCGACGAGCCCGUGCUGACCGCCUCUCUCAAGCCCAAGGCCGUCGGCGAGUACGAGUUUGGCUUCGUCGACCCCGACAAGUACCGCGGCGAGCUCGUCAACAUCACCGUUGAUCCCUCCAGUGGCUUUUGGCAGAUCCCGUCCCUUCAUUACAAGAUCGGGGACGGCACGCUGAUCAAGCGCGACAACGCCACCCCCGCUAUCGCCGACACAGGCACAACACUCAUGCUGCUCGACGACGAGGUCGUCAAGGCCUACUACGCCCAGGUCCCCAAUGCUGCCCUCCUCGUCAGUGUCGGCGGGUACACCUAUCCUUGCAGUCAAACGCUGCCCGAUCUAUCAGUUGGCUUCGGUGACAGCCACCUGGCUUACCUCCCGGGCGCGUUUCUGGGGUAUUCACAGGUCGGCACCAACCGGACCACCGGUGAACCAGUUUGCUUCGGAGGCGUACAAUCAAACCGGGGCAGCAAAAUGCAAGUCUUGGGUGAUGUCUUCCUGAAGGCAUUCUACGUGGUGUUUGACCUGCGCGGACCAUCUAUCGCGAUUGCUACGCCUCGCUGAUCUGGCCCAUGUGCUAUGUGUACUUUUUGGCUAUCCAUAGUUGGAAUAGGACGUGUUGGUUUGAUGGAUAUGGGAGUAUGUUAGUAAUGUUAGGAUGGCAGAAAUCGUUGUAUCUAUUGUCUACAAGUGGUGUUAGGAUC